CGAACCCACAACCUUAUGGUUGCGAGUCUGAGGGCCAAACCACUAUGGGGAGGGGGGAGAUUUUUGAACAGCUGAAUAGCUCCACUAUAGUAAUAGCUCAUGGGUCCCGUAAUAGCCCGCCACCAAGGGCCUGAGAAUUCUAGUUUCAUAACCCCCUUGCCCACUGAACUGAUCAGCACACCAGCCUUAUACUUAUACUAGCUGAUUUAGAUUGGGCACAUACUAACUUAACUAACUGAAAGGAACAUUAUUCCUGUCUCCAGUAUUAAAAGCAUUGACAUAGGCCUGCAGAUAUGGGGAAGACUCCAGGCACACACAGUGCCUUUUUCCUGCCGCCCACCAGCAAGUCUCUUUGGCAUCAUUUCGGGAUUCCCCAAUCCACUGGUGUCAGUGAUCUACCCAUGCCUGUUAUAAUCUAUGGUUAUUUCUGUCUGCUUAGUUCAAAGGUCAGAGGUGAAGACGAGUUUUCCGAACUUUAGGUCUGGUAUUACAUAUAUCGAACAUUUAAGCCUAGAAGAUGACAUUCAACUCAAUUUUUCCAAAGUUUAGCCUCCCACUAUCUUUGGUUUAGCUCGGUGCUUCAAAACGAAGUAUUUGAGAGCAGAAGAGGCACGGACGGUAAGCAGUCAUCGUUCAAAUUCAGGGAUUGCAUCCUCGCGACGUACCUAGCAGUAGGCCAAUGCCCUGGUGCCCCAGCAGAAUUUCGUAUUGUGCUGCUUUACAUUACAACGAUAACCUGCACGAACUGCAACUUGACUUGCUGAUUGCUUUGUGUUUUUAAACUGGACAAUGGCAGCUGAGAAGAUUAUACUGUAUGGGUUCUACAAAAGUUCGUCCUCAUGGAGACUUCGUAUAGCGCUGGCACUGAAAGGUCUGGAACAUAAGAAAGUAUCUCUCAGCUUGGUAAAGGGAGAGCAUCUGACUGAUGAGUUCAAAGCGUUGAAUCCAAUGCGUCAGUUGCCGACACUGUUCAUCGAUGGGAUGCACCUCUCUCAGUCUAUACCAAUUAUGGAGUACUUGGAGGAAAGAAAUCCGUCUCCUCCUCUUCUGCCAAGAGACAAAGUGGCCAGAGCUAAGGUGAGGGCCCUGUCGGAAGUGGUCAACAGCGGCAUUCAGCCAUAUCAAACAGUGGGUGUUAUCAAGAAAGUUCAGGAGACGCACAAAGACUGGGGACACUUUUAUGUCUCUAGAGGUCUUGAAGCGCUGAAUAGCUUGAUGCAGGAGACCGCAGGGAGGUACAGCUAUGGGGACCAGGUGACUAUGGCGGACGCUUGCCUUGUUCCUCAAGUGUUCAGUGCUCUCACAAGGUUUUCUGUUGACGUGACCCAGUAUCCUGUUGUGAGCAGAGUGUAUGAAGAACUGAAUAAACUACCCGAGUUCAAAGUUGCUGAUGCCCGCAGACAGCCAGACACUCCAGAUGCUGAAAGAAUUGAUUAGAAAUUAGCUUGCAUUUAACACUUUAUGGUGCCUUCAUGCCCCCUUUGGGAAAUGAAUUUUUUUAGGAACACUUGUUUUGUUUUUUCUCUUAGUAAAUGGCAUUUUUAUAUUUUGGUUUUUUUUGCUAUAGCCUACUGCAAACGUUUAAGUAGAAGAUCAUACUGAAGCUGUCAGUAAAGAGAUAGGUCUGGAAGCUUCUUUUGUACAGGAUCAUGAUAUAAUUGCCUGACAACCAAUCGUUCAAAGUGCUGAGAACUGGGAGAUCGAGGGCUAUGUGGAGGAAGGUUGGCUUUGCGAGUCCUUACCUCCUCUAGUUCAGCUUUUCAAUGUAUUCUAUUGAGUACAUUCAAACUACAUUUAUUCCUGAUUAUUUUUAUCGUGUAUAAUAGCUUCCUAAAUGAUCUGAAUUGUGUGGAUGAGGCGUAAAACAUCUUCAAUUACAUUUUUUCUCUCCCAAGUUGUAAGCAUAUCCUUGUUUUGUGGCAGAAAGUUUUGUUGAAAAUAAGCAUACAGUUACAUUUUCAUGGUAAUGAAGAUAAUUUUCAAGCUACAAACAUGUAUUACCGUACGCACCUAGAUGUUCAGAAAAAAUAAGACAAAUUGAUGAAGGUAUGUUUCUCUCCAGUAACACCUCGAUCUACCUCAUAUCUUUUAUGCUUAAAAUAUAUGAUGACCUAUUUGUAUUGAAAGUACCACAAAACUAUGACUAAAACUAAACUACUGGGCUCUCAACCCUGCAAAUUACACAAGUACACGCAGUAAACUGCUUUCAAGUACGAUAUUUUUAGAGCACACAUUUUAUAUCUGCUUCCUUUUCUGACUUCCAAUACAAUACUGGACUGAAUAAAUAAAAAAUUAUUCUGAAUUUCCCUAAGCGACUACUAAGAAGACUAGCUGCCGUAGUUGCGCAAUUUCACCGCUGGUUAGUGACUUCCAAUGUCUAAGAGUUUGGUGCGACCCAUGUUGCUACCUCACAAUUUGUUCACGGUCUUGAUCUUUGUCCUCCUCAUGUUGUCGUGGUGAUCCAUAGUGCCAUAAUUUUACAUUUAUUAGUUUUGAAAUCCUGAUAUUUUCGCAAGUCUAUUUUUGCCUUAUUUUAAAAGAUGUACUAUAAAAAGGAUCGUUUUCUGAUAAGCAUCUAGUUCUGAUUUAUAAUAAACGUAUGAGUCAUGUUAAUUCAGCCCUUAGCCUAGAGGAGUUUCUGGGUCAGUCAAAUUUCCCUAACAGCUGACUUCAGGAUGGUACAAAACUGCUGUUAUGGUUAGGCUAACAUGAGUCUUGUAAGCCCUUAUGAUUUUUUUUUACUUCUACUCAUGUUGUUAGCACAGUCCAGGCCUACACAUUGCAAGAAAACGCUACAUAUAUAUAUAUAUAUAAUGUAAAUUGAUUCACACUCGACUGUUUAAGUUUUCAUUUUAAUCUAAAGAAUUAUUUUCUGUGUAUGUUCAUGUUGACUACAUUUUUUUUUUUUUUAUUGAUUAAUGUCAAUUUGAAAUUUGUUCUUGUUCCUACUUAUUGUCUUGAGGGAGAUGUAUAUCUAUAUCUAUGGUGAGAAUCUCUAAUGAAAGCUCCAUGAUGGGUGAAAGAAAUGUUUGUGUUUACUUCUUUUUGCCUUACUGGCUGCACACUGAAAGAACUGUAUUAGAACUCAAGACCUUGCUUACCUCAGAUAACA
This is a messenger RNA of Aplysia californica (California sea hare), 3112 nucleotides long. Its product is annotated as maleylacetoacetate isomerase. Gene Ontology annotation, molecular function: glutathione transferase activity; maleylacetoacetate isomerase activity. Bases 790 to 1437 code for a protein of 215 amino acids. The transcript has 8 exons. Lineage: Eukaryota; Metazoa; Mollusca; Gastropoda; Aplysiida; Aplysiidae. Gene Ontology annotation, cellular component: cytoplasm; mitochondrion. The record is from RefSeq and is a predicted model, not a curated record. Gene Ontology annotation, biological process: glutathione metabolic process; L-phenylalanine catabolic process.